Molecule: messenger RNA, 2716 nt
Organism: Oncorhynchus keta (chum salmon)
Lineage: Eukaryota; Metazoa; Chordata; Actinopteri; Salmoniformes; Salmonidae
Product: CMRF35-like molecule 5
Exons: 5
Coding region: 1746-2597 (283 amino acids)
Source: RefSeq, a predicted model, not a curated record
GCAGGGUUAAAGUUAGAUUUGAGCAGGGUUAAAGUUAGAUUUAUCCAGGGUUAAGGUUAGAUUUAUCCAGGGUUAAAGUUAGAUUUAUCCAGGGUUAAUGUUAGAUUCAUCCAGGGUUAAAGUUAGAUUUAUCCAGGGUUAAUGUUAGAUUCAUCCAGGGUUAAUGUUAGAUUCAUCCAGGGUUAAUGUAAGAUUUGAGCAGGGUUAAUGUAAGAUUUGAGCAGGGUUAAAGUAAGAUUUGAGCAGGGUUAAAGUAAGAUUUGAGCAGGGUUAAAGUUAGAUUUGAGCAGGGUUAAAGUUAGAUUUGAGCAGGGUUAAAGUUAGAUUUGAGCAGGGUUAAAGUUAGAUUUGAGCAGGGUUAAAGUAAGAUUUGAGCAGGGUUAAAGUUAGAUUUGAGCAGGGUUAAAGUUAGAUUUGAGCAGGGUUAAAGUAAGAUUUGAGCAGGAUUAAAGUUAGAUUUGAGCAGGGUUAAAGUUAGAUUUGAGCAGGGUUAAAGUUAGAUUUGAGCAGGGUUAAAGUUAGAUUUGAAAAGGGUUAAAGUUAGAUUUGAGCAGGGUUAAAGUUAGAUUUGAAAAGGGUUAAAGUUAGAUUUGAGCAAGGUUCAAGUUAGAUUUGAGCAGGGUUAAAGUAAGAUUUGAGCAGGGUUAAAGUUAGAUGUGAGCAGGGUUAAAGUAAGAUCUGAGCAGGGUUAAAGUUAGAUGUGAGCAGGGUUAAUGUCAGAUGUGAGCAGGGUUAAUGUUAGAUUUGAGCAGGGUUAAUGUUAGAUGUGAGCAGGGUUAAUGUUAGAUUUGAGCAGGGUUAAUGUUAGAUUUGAGCAGGGUUAAAGUUAGAUUUGAAAAGGGUUAAAGUUAGAUUUGAGCAGGGUUAAAGUUAGAUUUGAAAAGGGUUAAAGUUAGAUUUGAGCAAGGUUCAAGUUAGAUUUGAGCAGGGUUAAAGUAAGAUUUGAGCAGGGUUAAAGUUAGAUGUGAGCAGGGUUAAAGUAAGAUCUGAGCAGGGUUAAAGUUAGAUGUGAGCAGGGUUAAAGUUAGAUGUGAGCAGGGUUAAUGUUAGAUGUGAGCAGGAUUAAUGUUAGAUUUGAGCAGGGUUAAUGUUAGAUGUGAGCAGGGUUAAAGUUAGAUGUGAGCAGGGUUAAUGUUAGAUUUGAGCAGGGUUAAUGUUAGAUGUGAGCAGGGUUAAUGUUAGAUGUGAGCAGGGUUAAUGUUAGAUGUGAGCAGGGUUAAAGUUAGAUGUGAGCAGGGUUAAUGUUAGAUGUGAGCAGGGUUAAUGUUAGAUUUGAGCAGGGUUAAUGUUAGAUGUGAGCAGGGUUAAAGUUAGAUUUGAGCAGGGUUAAUGUUAGAUGUGAGCAGGGUUAAUGUUAGAUUUGAGCAGGGUUAAUGUUAGAUGUGAGCAGGGUUAAUGUUAGAUGUGAGUAGGGUUAAUGUUAGAUGUGAGCAGGGUUAAUGUUAGAUGUGAGCAGGGUUAAUGUUAGAUGUGAGCAGGGUUAAUGUUAGAUGUGAGCAGGGUUAAUGUUAGAUGUGAGCAGGGUUAAUGUUAGAUGUGAGCAGGGUUAAUGUUAGAUGUGAGUAGGGUUAAUGUUAGAUUUGAGCAGGGUUAAUGUUAGAUGUGAGCAGGGUUAAUGUUAGAUGUGAGCAGGGUUAAAGUUUAUCUCACAGGUCAUCAGUUGUGACUCUACUGUGUGUUUCUGUUUGACAGCUCUGUGUGUUGUGGAGUCAGCUGGCACUAAGGAAGUGGUGGGAGGACAUGUCAUGUUCGGCUGCUCGUUCACGUUGGCAGGAACCAACAACAAAUACUUCUGCAAGGGGACAUGUUCUGGUAAAGACAUUCUGGUUAAAACUAAUGGUAGCAAGAAUGUAACUCAAGAUCGAUACAGUAUAGAAGACAACAGAGAUGGAGUCUUCUAUGUGACCAUCAAGAACCUGAUGAAGACAGACUCUGGGACCUACUGGUGUGGAGUGGAGAGAUAUGGCCUAGACUCAUACCAAGAGGUGCAUCUCACAGUUACAGAUGCUCCUCCCACUUCUACAACCUCACCUGUCACCUCCCGACGCCAUGUCUCCACAUCCCUUCUAAACCUCUCUACAACCCUCCCAAACCUCUCUACAACAUCCUCUAACCUCUCCACAACCCUCCCAAACCUCUCUCCAACAUCCCCAAACACCUCCUCAACCCUCCCAAACCACAUCAGUGGUCACCUAUCAAGAGCUGGUCUGAUGGUGUGGACCAGUGUUGGUCUGGUAGUCAUGGUGACAGUGUUAGGUCUGGUCCUGCUCCUGUUCUACAGACAGAGGAGAGGAACCAGGGAACACCACCAGUCUCCUCCAACACACAACCUGACCCUGCUGGAGAGGUUGUCUGUGUGUACGAGGAGAUCAGAGACAGACAGACAGACACACUUCCUGUGGUCAUCUCUUCAGUCUACUCUACUGUCAAAUCACCUACCAACUCUACAAUCUACCCUACUGAUCAACCAGCUUCUCUCAUCUACUCCAGUGUGGAUCUACCUACAGAUUCUAGAGUCUCUUCAUGUCCUCCAACAGCCAGUGGAAACCAGGAUGAUUCCAUCUAUUCUACAGCCCAGCUACCCAAAGAUACUGUAGAAUCUACAAGAUACCCUGCUGUGCACCUCUCUAAAGACACUCCAGAAGAUGCCCUCUACUCUACAGCCCAGCUACCCACAAUAAUGUAGAAUCUACAAGAUACCCUGCUGUGCACCUCU